AAGCGAGCGCCUGUACGCGUCGCACCCCAAAAAAACAGGACUGGUGAUCCCAUACAGUGUCUGUGACGUGUUUCAGUGUCAGCAUUACCCUGGAAAUGACCAUAUCGAUGAUUGUGAACAAAUGUUUGUGACUUGUGAUUAAGUGGUUGCGUGCGACUAAGUAAGUGAGUUGGGUGCGAGUUCGUGUGGUUGCAUUGCAUAGGUACAGCCGAUGUAACCACAACGAUACUCGUCGAAAUAAAACAUCACAAGACAAAUUCUCUUGGAAGAACAAUGACGAUUAAAAAGUCGGAUGUUAUACAAAGAACGAUGAGUGUGCCGAAGGGUUUUUAGUGAGAAAUUGUGAAAAAUAGAAAGAGUGAAGAUGUCGGUAAAAGCCAGCGUUGGUUAAACAAAAAGGAGAAAAAUGGCCUUCAAAGGAUUUUGUGGCGAAGUGAUCGGCUUUUUCCUAGCUGUGGCUUUUUGCAUCAUAUGUCCCGAAUACGUGUCAUCAGCACAACGCGAGCUCGGAAAGGGUUCGCCCACAAACGCCUCGGCAACCGCAUCACCUGCCGGAUCCGUGGACAAUGCGAUCCGGUCCGGCGCGGCCCUCGACGGCCCGAGGCCCACGCCCCGGACCGGGCCGUACUUCGACCUGAUGGCUUCUAAGAACGUGACAGCCUUGCUCGGAAAGACGGCGUACUUGAAUUGCCGUGUCAAGAAUUUAGGAAAUAAGACGUUAAACAUGCAAGUAUCGUGGGUACGGCACAGAGACAUCCAUCUGCUCACAGUUGGCCGGUACACCUACACAAGUGACCAGAGGUUUAGAGCCAUUCACUUACCACACUCCGAGGACUGGACUUUACAGAUCAAGUAUCCGCAGCACAGAGAUUCGGGAAUUUACGAGUGUCAAAUAUCCACGACUCCGCAUAUGAGUCAUUUUAUACACCUCAACGUUGUUGAACCAACAACGGAGAUAAUUGGAGGCCCAGACCUCUACAUUGACAGAGGUAGCACCAUCAACCUCACGUGCGUGGUUCUAUACUCACCAGAACCACCAGCUUACAUAUUUUGGAACCACAAUGAUGCGAUAAUAAGCUACGACUCUCCGAGAGGGGGGGUGUCGGUGGUGACUGAGAAGGGGGAGACGACGACCUCGUUCCUGCUCAUCCAGCAGGCUCGACCCUCGGACUCCGGGACCUACCAGUGUAACCCGAGCAACGCGCAGUCGAAGAGCAUUGUAGUUCACGUGCUCAAUGAAGCAAAUUCGAUUUUUCCUUUAUCAGGUGAGUACCCCGCGGCCAUGCAGCGAGGGGGACAGGCAUUCGCGCUGACGUCACCAGCACAUUGCCUCGUGUUGGCGACCUGCCUCUUCCUCACACUCUCUUGACACAUACGGAUCCUAAACUAAAUGUAAAUACAAGAAUUUUAUCAAUAUCAACCCAUUAUAUUGACAAUACGACACAAUGAAGAUGAGGAUUAUAACUAAUCAGUUGUCAAUACAAUCGGCUGAAACAAUUUGCUAUUUUAUAGUGUGGGUUGUGUUAUGUACAAUAUAAAAUAAAUCCAAGAGCAAGUAGAACCUGCUUGUUCCAUAGUGUUGUACAUAGUGUAAAAUAAAGCGUGUUAAUCGUAUUAAUUUAUUUAAUGGUAAUUAGAUUUGAUUUCCAACAUAAUAAAGAACCCUUGUCAUUGUAUGAUUAAACUUCCAGUAAAAUAUUAAUUGUAUCAGGAAUGUAACGGAUCAUUUGUAUUACCUUAAUUGGCGAAUAAGAUUCAAACGUAAUAUUCUUGUUUAUGAUAGAUGUGUAUUAGAAAAUGAUGAGAAAAAUAUUAAUCCAUUGAAAGAACAUAAAGAUAGUGGAGACAGGAAUGUAUAAACGGCUGACAAUACUACGUUUAAAACACAAAAUGUUUAGAAAUGAAAAUGUAAAUAGUUGAGGUUAUACGAAUCACUAUAUCUAGCCUUUAACGAUACGAUGAUACUUUGGAUUGGUUUGCGACACUACGUAAACGAGAAGAGAUAUCAUGUUCAUCAAGUAUGUAAAAAUAUUCGAUUUUUUAAUUUAUCUUUAAGAUAUUUAGGUACACUUUUCACCUGUUUCUGUUAGUGAUACUCCCACGAUUAUCGUUUCACCUCUAUUUUGACCUACUAUGUAAGAAAGUAGGUGUGUUACUACCUGGAAUUAACUUAAACACCUGCUAGCUUUUCACCAACUUGCUUUGGCCUAAUUUCCACCUGUCAUGGUCAGAGAAAAAUUAAUCGAUAUGUUUUCACCUCUACGAAGUAUCGGUAACGAAUACAAGGUAUCAUUGUAUGAAUUGUAUUAAGUGAUUGUAAAUUGUAAGUAAGAUUUUAGUAAAAUUUGUGAAUCUAAACGAUGUUGUAAAUAGUAUUUUUAAGAGAUGUUUUGCAAAGGGGUCUUAGUAUAGUAUGAAAAUAAUAGAAUCUACCAACAUUAUAUGACCUCUCUACAUUAUAACUACAUCGUGGAAAUUAUUACCUACUGCAUAUCGAAUAAAAACCAAAUUUUUAGUUUCACCAUACUAAUAAUAAGACCCAUUUGAAAAAGUAGGAUAAUACUGUAUAAUAAAUACACUAUAAAAUAAUAAAGUAGAUAGAUAUAAGCGUAAACUAGAAGAAAAUAUUUUACAUAGUUAGAAAACAAUUCUGAUUUGAAAUCGAUAAUUGUUUGUGUACUUUAAUAUUCUUCCUGUGACCGAUAUAUUUCUAUAAAUAAAAUUAAAUAACGAAAUAAAAUACGUAAAGUUUCAUCUUGUGUACAUUUUGUUGCUUAUUGAUUAAAUAACUUAUUUUUGAUUUGUGGAAAAUUUUAUAAACACCUAAGUAGUCUUGACCCCCGUCCCCUUAUUUUUUAAGACUCGUUACUUAAAAAUUGUGAAAAUAUCGAAGUGCUUUCUUGACAGAUACUGUCGUUAAAAUAUAUAUUUCAUUUUCACGAACUGUACAUACGCUGUCCAGAUUUACCUCCGCUAAAUCUCGGUGUAAAAUAACGGAAAACGAUUUGAAAAAAUGUUUUUUCUUGAAUUUAGGAUAUUGACAGAUCUCGAUAAUUAUAACCAGUUAUUAUUAUGUCAAAAGUUUAUUAUUGUAUACAAGUAACAAUAGUAUUAAAUAAAACUUGUUGUAUGUAUUAUGAUACCUGACGGUGCGGUGCUCCGCAUAAUAUAAUUACAUGUGUAAUAAACAUUAUAAAGAAACAAUAAAGUUUUAAAAAAA
Messenger RNA from Helicoverpa zea (corn earworm), 3220 nucleotides. Its product is annotated as lachesin-like. Gene Ontology annotation, biological process: synapse organization. Gene Ontology annotation, cellular component: neuron projection membrane. The coding region runs from base 407 to 1369 and encodes 320 amino acids. The transcript has 8 exons. NCBI's taxonomy places the organism in Eukaryota, Metazoa, Arthropoda, Insecta, Lepidoptera, Noctuidae. The record is from RefSeq and is a predicted model, not a curated record.